Molecule: messenger RNA, 7398 nt
Organism: Megalops cyprinoides (Indo-Pacific tarpon)
Lineage: Eukaryota; Metazoa; Chordata; Actinopteri; Elopiformes; Megalopidae
Exons: 15
Coding region: 1-7398 (2465 amino acids)
Biological process (GO): regulation of centriole replication
Cellular component (GO): centriole; centrosome; cytosol
Source: RefSeq, a predicted model, not a curated record
AUGACUCCAAUGCGCAGGCGCCUGAUAGUUGGCAACAACAUGGAGGUGCAAGGAGAGGAGCCUGUCAAUAGACCGAUCGUUACAACGCCUCCAGUGUCGCGGAACAGUCGUGCUGAAGAGCUGCGGAGCGUGAGCAGCAGUCCCGGGAGCGGGACGCAUCUGUCCUCCAGCACCAGCGCCGUGUCUCUGGGAGAGACCAUCGCCCACCGCGCUAGACAGGGAGCGGAAUCCUGGUAUCAGCUGCCUGUGGAGGAAGAUGUAAGUCAGAUGGCCUCUUUGAGCAGAUUGGGCCAGACAUCAUCCUGGCCUGCAAAGGACCAAGCUCAGCACGACUCCAUCUCAAUCCAAGAAGGGCUGGUCACCAUGGCUGAAGACUCAGCACUGCAGCCACCUGAAGGAAGAUCCUGUACUUUUCAGCUAGAAUUUCAGGAUAGUGGUCUCUCGCCUGCUCUUCCUUUAUUGCCUGCAAAAUCUGGAAAACUGCACAGCCUUUCAGAAGACACCCUCUUUCAUCAAACUGAUUUAGAGUUUGUUGCUCUGAGAGGGUCUCCAGACAUCUCUGUUGCAUCCGAAAGAUUCGCAGUGCUGCAACACGUCAGUGAUGCCAAUCCACCUUGCCCUUCCAAGGUCUCCCAAGACCUGCCUGAUGACCUUCAGAGCCCAGGGGGUCUCACUGGAGCUGUGGUGGAGGAAACCAGUAGCUGCUGCUCCCUCUCCCAGCACACUAUGUCCCCGGACUCCAGGGACGGGGAUGAAGAUGUGGGCCACUUUGAGAUGGUUCUGGAUGAAAGGCAGCAAGAGAGGGAGCCAUGCUACGGAGUGGCAGACCAGCCCACACAGACAUCUGAUGGAAAGGAGCAAAGCUCUCCCAAAACUAAACAACAAGCGGAACAACACAAAGUCAAAGUGUUCUCUCAAGAUGACACCUCCUUUCUAAGUGGGGAUGUCCCUGCACCAUUGCUGCUGGAGCUCCUGCAGAAGGAUGUUGGCUUUUCAGACAGCAGUAGCAGCUUGGCUUCAUCUGCCUCGGAGACCUCAAUGAACAAGAGGUCAUGCUUUAGAGUGUCUAAAAGCCAGAGGCCAGGGAAGCCAGACGUAGCUCCAUCUUUGAAGGUAGAAAUCUCUGAAGACAAACAAGCACAGCAGAAGGAGCAGAUGGUGCCAAAACUGGACCAUUCCAGAAGCUCUGUAGAACAGGAUCCAUCAAGUGGUUAUAGAGAACGUCCACUGGGAGAAGCCUCUUUUUCCUCUCCAGUUCAGGUGACAACAUACAGAAGGACAGGAAUUUCAGAUAUAUCCAGUAGGUCUGAGGUGUCCAACAUAACCAUUCGGUCCUCCCGUGCCCAACUGGACGAUGAUUCUGGUACACUCCACGUGCAGCUGUGCUCUGAGACUGGGGGAAUUUGUAACUCCAAGCCUGCAGCCAAACUCCAAGAGACAGAGAGUCAACCUAAGAUGCCAAGCGUUCAGUCAGUCACUCCAAACACAUGCUCGAUAGAAACACACAGUGGGAGGGACAGCACCGUCAUAGAGGCACAAACAAGCCACAGCAAGACAGAGGGGCGGUUGUCUGCGGGGUGCAGCAUCGAGCGAGGACACACAGAAAGAGAGCUGUCAACCUCUGGGAAUCAGACAGGUGUGGAUGGGUCUUUCCUGGCAUCCCUCUCACAGCCGGUCUGCCAGUCCACCCCUGGUGUGUUCUCCGGGCCACCCAGAGCCAGCAAGCCUCCACCUAUAGGGAAGCUGUCUGCCAUUGAGUCAGACCUUGAAGCGUCUCAGCCAUCCACCAGUGCAGCUCAGAGCAGCUCCUCAAAACCUCUCCUCGCUCCUAAUUUUGAUACCAGUGUCAGAGAUCCAAGUGGUCCAGGUCCUGGGAGUGAGGCAUCGCGUAGGAGCACAGGAAAGAUACAGGCUCUACCAAGUGUGAGCUACAUGGAGAAGGUCGGGGCGUGGAACGCAAAUCAGACAUCAGGGAAGACGUUUUUCGACAACUUGGCUUUGCAGGGCUUCACUGGAGUCUCGCCCAAGAAGAAGGCCUUCGAUGCCAUCUCUGACUCGCUAAACCGCAUGCUGUCUCAGGAGGGGAGCAGCAGAUCGUUUCAGGCAUCACCUGUGUCAGGCACGGGCAGCCGGAGCCCAAGGCGGAAUCUCGCCGCCUCCUUCUCGGGAGUUUCCUCUCCAGCUAGAGAAGAGUCUGGAGGUGGGGCCUUUCCACUAUCCCCUCUUGGCAGAUCUGUGAAUCACUCAUUGCUCAGUACAGUCACCAAAGAGCACCAACCGGCUGUAACCCAGCAAGAUGAGGGCAAAGAUAGAUCUCUCUCUGGUGAGGUGCCACCAGGAGCUAGCCCUCCAGCUGGAGGACCAAGCAAAGACCUGACAGACCCUGAUCCCUCACAUGUCUCCAGAAUGUCUGAGGGGUGGAUUACCCACAGGGAGCGUGAACAGAGUGAGCUAGAAAGCAGAGAUGCGUGGGGCCGCACGGAGCCAGCUGGUCAGCAAGAGCCAAAGGAGGACAAAGAUGAGAGCGUUGCUGAGAGAGCAGAACGAACCAGUGUGGAGAAGCCCCAAAGUGCUGUCCAGCCAUCACCCUGCAUUGGCCUUGCCCAGUUCAGUGACGUCUCCUCAAACAGAGACCUCAGUAACACGCUGGCCAGCUCCCAGGACAGCUACCCCUUUGAACAGAAGCUGGCAGCCUCUGUGGGGGCUGUCUCCUCUGUGGUCAGUCUGGAGGUGGACAACUAUGCCCCUUAUUGGAUCACCAAUCCAUCAUCCCCAGCUAAGGAAAAGGAGUUGAAUAUUGAGGAGAGAAUUCCGAUGUACCUUCAUAACCUUGGCAUUGACCAGUCCCCAUCAGCCAUCCUCACUCCCUUUAUACCAAGAGGGCCCAUCAGAGAGCCCGAAUUCUCACCAACUGAUCUCCGCACCGGAACGCCAACAAAGAGCACACAACCAUCUGAAGAAGAAAGUCCUGCCAAAGGAGAGUUCUCACGAUGCAGUCUCCUUUCUGUUGGCUCAAGCAUGUCCAUCCCACUGAGUGUAGACAGCCUCCAACCCACAAUGCCCCCCUCUCAGCAAGCCGUGGAGAGGCCUUUCGGCGAAAGCCAGCUAACGACUGUCCACCACCCUCUGGAACCUCGUCUGGGCCCUCAACCCCAGAGCUCCCCACAGCCUUCUGCUCAAGAGGCCAUCCAAAACCUGAGUGACAGCGGUGACGAUCCAACUGCCUCGCGUGUCCGGGAGCUUAUUGAUAAGUUCCAGUCUGGAAAGGUCUUGGCCAGUCCUGGCAGCGAGUCAGAUGACCAGGAUCAGCGGAAGUCGCAGGCCUCUCUUCUGGAGGCUAAGCCCUCCACCCUGUCCUCCAAAGGCAGUGCGGAUCAGGGUGAGGACUCCUUUGUGGGGUCUAAGACCCUUCAGGAGAUCCGGAAGCUCCUGGGCAGGGCUGAGAGUAUCGUGUCGGCGAAGUCCUCCGUCUCGUCCUCACCGUCGUCUCUGCGGGGCUCUGACGACUCCCUCCUCUGUCUGAAGAGAAGGCUCGAGGGCUUUCAGGACUCGUUCACAUCGUCCACGGGAGACCUGGAGACCCGCUCCUCCCUGCUCUGGGGCAGGUCUUCCUCGGAAUCUGUGCUGACUCCAGAUGCGAUGAAAGAAAGCUCCUCCAGCGGGCCUGUCCGGUCCCCUAGAGUGUCCAAUCCCAGCUUUGUCCGGGGGAAGGGUGCGUUUUUGAGGUCUCUGGAGAACAUUUCUAACCAGGCCGCGGAGUCCCCCCAGACAAAAUCAGCGAGACGUUCCGAGCCUGAAGGGUGCAGCGCGGUCGCUCCGGACAGAGCGGUGCCAGUGUUUGUUUCGGUCAUGCAGGUCAAUCCCCCGACUCCUAGCGGUGGCGCAGAAAAGGGUCAAGCGCAGGAAGUGACAUCACCAGCGGACAGCUCGGUGAGCGGACCGGCUGAGAAGCGGCCUGCCCCGAGCUCCAAAGAGGCGGAGAGAGCGGUGGAUAGUGACAGCAGUAGCAUGGACUCACUGACAGCUAGAGUGGCCGUCCUGCUGAGGAAUGAGUCGCCGGCGACCAUGGUGUCCAGCAGCGCCAGCACUGCUGACGAGGAGGACCGCAGGGCACGAGAGUGGAUUAAACAGAAAGUGUCGGGGCAGCAGUGCGAGCAGCUGGAGCUGAACGCAGAGGACAGGCAGCGCAUUGAAGAGAUAAAGAGGGAGCUUCUGCUAUGUACCAAACACGUAGCCAAGAACCAGCUGAACGUAGACAGUGACUCGAGCAGCCACUCCGGUGCCUCUCAGGGGCAGCUGCCUGCCCGCGGCGCGGGGCCGUUUCUCUCCCUGAAGACGGCAGAGCACCAGCUGUCCCAUCAGCUGCAGCGGCUGAACCGCAACGCCUUCGACCCUGGCAUGCAGUUCGGCCCACCCUCGCGCCGGGACCUGGAGGCGCAGGUCCGAGACAUCGCCCGGCGGGAGGGGAUGACCCUUCCCCGGACCAGUCCCCCGCCCCUCGCCUCCAUCACCAUCUCCUCCUGCCGUCGGUCCCCCUCCCCGGCCCCCCCGCGCAGCCCGACACCCCUGCGCCUCGAACAACUGACCGCAGACGCUGGUCCCCAGACGGACACUGGGGGGCGCACCUUGGAGAGCCAGGAACAAGCUGUUCAGCUAAAAGUGGAUAUAACAGUGGAGGCCCCAUCAGAAGCUGAAUCGGCUGUGAAAUCGAAGGAUGUGAUUUCUACUCACAGUCCUUCCAGUGAGCAAAUUUCAGAGUCAGAAGUGGCACCUGUUCGCCCUAAACAGACAGGAGACUCAACUCGCUCUGAAACUGAACCCCUGUCAGAGGCGGAAGUCCAAUCAAGACAGGACAUGCUCGGUUCAUGGGACACGUCGGCAGAUGGGCUGCCCACAAGUUCUGCUGACAAAGAAGGAAAUGGCAGAGGCAGCAGACAGGCGAGUUGGGACAGGGGUCAGCAGGACGUCUCCCCCAGACGGAUGGCCGAACCUGGCUUUGGGGCUCCUUCUUGCCUGGACCCAGCUGCCUACAGGCGGGUCUCUAGGUCUGACCCAGGCCUGCAAAGCUCCUCGUCCACCCUGGAUCGCAGCGCAGUCCCUGUACACAACUCGACUUUUGCGUCCGGCUCUUGCUCCAUCUCGUCCCCUACCAAGAAGGUGCUCUCACAUCUCCACCUCACCCUGUCCCCCAAACAGUCAGCGGGGUGCACCGAUGAGAAAUCUGUUCAACUGGACAGUUCUCCGUCAAGAACUAGAGCAGAUAUUGAGAGAAGACCUGCCCUACCACCUGAUUUUUCGACCAGACCAACUUCUCAGCAUCCAUCUGAUGUCAGCACGGAGUUCACACGCUAUGACCGCCUUUACCCAGAUGCUCGUCCACCAGUGAGCCGGAGUUCGUAUUUCCCUGCUUCUGGAGUAACGAGCAAUUCCAAAGAGCAUCCAGUAUCAGGGCCUUUGUUAUCAUAUAGAGUGGACUCACAGGGGGGCCCUGUUCGGCCAAUCAGAAGGGAGGAUCGUGAGACUGCCGACGCCUCUGUCCAGAUCACAACCAUUGAACCCCAGGAGGUCUCGUGGAGCGCAAGGCCCGUCUCAGGUUUCGCACCAUCACAGUCCUUCAAUCCUUCACAGGUGCUGCCUAGUUUUUCUAGGCCCUUAUUCGUCCAGACAUCAGCUGUGCCCGUCCUGUUACCUUACAAGCCCCACGGUAGCCAGGAGCUCUUCUACAUCCCCCAGAGCGAGAUGCAGCUGUCCUCCAUCCACUCCAACACCACCAUGGAGAGCUCCCAUCCGGGCUCGGACGACGCUGUCCCUCCGAAGUUCACCACGGACGUCCUGGGCUCCAGGGAGCAGGGGGAGGAAGGCAUGGUCACCGUGAAACAUGCGGAGGGGAUCUACAGCAAGAGGCAGAAGGGCUACAGCGUGGCUGAAGGCCACAGAGGUCUUAGUAUGGACGUGGAUGAGGAUUCUCACACCACAGCCGGCCAACAGAGCCGCACGCUCUACCCAUGCUUCCUCGGCACCGACGACUCCAGUGACCUCCCCAGAGGCUCUGAUGCGCUCCCCACAUUCCUGCCCUCCAGACCCACACACUCCCCCAGCAGAGGUAGGGGGUUCCCGGAGCGAGAGCACAGCGUAGGCCGGCUACCCCUCAUCCAGAGCCAGGAUGGGGAGGGGUUUGCACCCCUGCUGCCAGAGGCCAGCUGCAGCGUCGAAGACCCGCACCCUCGCCACAGCUCCAUCCAAGAGCCCCGCCCACAAAGAGGGGCGGAGAGGGAGGAGCCUGUUCCCAAGAGGAGGGAUCUCAACCUCAGGGGCGUGUCCUCUCAGGGCAGCGGCAGCAGUCUGGACGAGCUGUGGCAGAGGUUCAAUGAGAGGCGGAGCAGAGCAGAGGCCCGCCCCCCCAGUGAGAGGGAGACGUCCUUACUGGAGAGGCUGGACCGCCUGUCACGCCUCAUUCACAGCAACAAGCCUCCAUCCCUGCGGCCUGAGAGGGAGCAAGCUAGCCAGGGGCAAGCGAGGAGGACGGGGGAGAAUCUGAGAGGCAAGGGAGAAAGAGGGAGGGGAAAGGAGGAGGGGGAGGGCAGGACGCCUCAGAGGGGGAACAGAGAGCGCUCUGCCCGGGAGGCCUGGGUGGAGGAGGCGGAGCCGGAGGAGGGGGAGCCUGAGCUGGAGGAGACACUGAUGUCCGGCGGGACGGCGGACAGUGCCUCUCUGAGCUCCACCCUCACCGGGCGCACCCUCAGCCGGCACCGAUGUCCCGCCGAGAGGGACGGCUCGGGGAGCAGGUCCGGGGAGGCCGACGCCGGCGCCCAGACCGAGUCCGGGGAGACGGCCAGCACCAUGUCCACCAUCGACACACCCCGUCUCAUCCGGGCCUUCGGGCCGCAGCGGGUCCAGCCCAGCGCCGGCCUGAGCAGGCUGUACGGCGUCAUCGACAAGCAGAGGGAGAGCAAGGAGCGGAAGAGGGGGAAGAAGAGAGGCAGCAGCAGACAGCCCGCUCCGGCUCCCUCAGAGACAAACAGCGCUGACGACUCCACUGUGACACCUGAAUCUGUGUCAUCGAAUGGUACCAUGCACCGGGGCCCAUCUCAUGUUCUCGUGGCCAAGAAGGCAGUCAAACUGGUCAGCAAAGGAAUCCAGGCAGGUGAUUUGGAGAUCGUCAGCAACGGAACCAGGAAGAACACGCGGGAUGUGGGCACCACCUUCCCCUCCCCCGCCUCGGCCAGGGGAACGGGGGGCUCAUCGCCCAGCAGCAGAGACAGCCAGGGUGAGGAGACGGGCCCCACCAAACCCCGCGUUUUAAUGAACGACAAGAGAAGCAGGAGGAGCCCCCCACAGCGCUACCCUCAAGGUGUGUGGAAUGGAGGUCGUGGCACUAGCCAAGAGGACUGUGGGUGA